AUGACGCGCUCGCCCGCGAGACGGACCGAUGUCGUCGUCGGCGCGACGUGCGCCCUCGCCCUCGCGUGCGCCGCCACCGCGAACGCGCGCGCGCUCGGGAGCGACGCGCGCGCGCCCAAGCUCGAGAUCGCGCGUCCGCGCUCGAUUGAAACCGUCGUGGAUUCCAAAGCGUUGAACGCGUUCACGACCGAGCGACGCGGCGAGUACGUCAUCUUACCCGGACACGACACGCGCGAACACGUGGUGUCGGCGCUCCCGAGCGCGUACGUCGACGCGGCGUCGCUUCCGGACGAUUUUACCUGGUCGAACGUCAAGGGACAUAACUUUUUGACGAAGUCUUUGAAUCAGCACCUGCCGCAGUACUGCGGGUCGUGUUGGGCGCACGGUGCGAUGAGCGCGCUGGCGGAUCGGAUUCAGAUUGCGAGUGGUAAGAAGCGGCGACAAGACGUGAACCUCGCGAUUCAGUACAUUCUGAACUGCGGAACGGAGGUUGCGGGCUCGUGCCACGGCGGAAGCCACACCGGGGCGUACCAAUUCGUCAAGGACAGCGGUUUCGUGCCGUACGACACGUGUCUGCCCUACGAGGCGUGUAGCAAAGAAUCGACAGAGGGAAACUGCGGCAACGGCGGUGAUUACACGUGCACGGCGAUGAACACGUGCCGAACGUGUAGCACGUUCUCGGAGUGGGGUGGAUUCUGCAGCGCGCUGAGUACUUUCCCGAACGCCACCGUCGCCGAGUACGGCACCAUUCGCGGUGAGAAGGCUAUCAUGGCGGAAAUAUACGCGCGUGGGCCGGUCGCCGCGGGUAUCGACGCCGACGGCCUGCGCGGCUACGUCGGAGGCAUCUACAAGGACACGCCGAGCUUUGAAAUCAACCACAUCGUGUCCAUUGUUGGUUGGGGUACGGCGAAAGAUGGCACCAAGUACUGGAUCGUUCGCAACUCUUGGGGUCAGUACUGGGGUGAGAUGGGUUAUUUCCGAAUCAUCAGAGGCGUCAACGCACUCGGUCUCGAGGACGAGGUUGCCUGGGCGACUCCCGGUUCCUGGACGCACAUGAACAUCGCCUGCUACGAGGACGGAAGCAACUGCAUCAAACAGAAGAACUACGUCGAUCCAUCCGCGCCCGGACGUAAGCCGUACGGGGAAUGGCACAUGCGAAACUAA
Ostreococcus tauri is the source of this 1164-nucleotide messenger RNA. RefSeq names its product Peptidase C1A, papain C-terminal. Bases 1 to 1164 code for a protein of 387 amino acids. Gene Ontology annotation, cellular component: lysosome. Gene Ontology annotation, molecular function: cysteine-type endopeptidase activity. The record is from RefSeq and is a predicted model, not a curated record. The transcript has a single exon. NCBI's taxonomy places the organism in Eukaryota, Viridiplantae, Chlorophyta, Mamiellophyceae, Mamiellales, Bathycoccaceae.